AGAAAAGAGAUGGAAGAUUGGAUUGCAGCACUGAAGACUAUCCAGAACAGGGAGCAUUUUGAGGUUAAAAAGGAAAAAGCAUCCCUCUACAGAUGCCUGUUUUUACCUCUGUUGCCCUCGCCCUAGCGUCCUGCCAUCUGGGUAUCUGCACGUUCUGGAGCUCACCUUCUCAGCACGUUCCUCGUAAAACUAAGGCUUGUUGCUCGUCCCAUUGGCAGACCUGUCAGACUAUGACCCUGUUCUUUAUAAACCUCCUCCACUCCUCUCUUGGAUGCUUUAUUUAAUCCUGUUCGUGUUUCAGAGGGACGUCUUAUCUCUCCAUCUUUAUUUCAUUCUCUCAGCCUACCCAGUACAGCAUGGACCAUUUCUCAGGGAUGCACAACUGGUACGCCUGUUCCCACGCGCGGCCGACCUAUUGCAACGUGUGCCGGGAGGCCCUGUCUGGGGUCACAUCCCACGGGCUGUCCUGUGAGGUGUGCAAAUUUAAGGCCCACAAACGGUGUGCUGUGCGCGCAACCAAUAACUGCAAGUGGACCACGCUGGCCUCGAUCGGAAAGGACAUCAUUGAGGACGAGGAUGGGAUUGCCAUGCCCCACCAGUGGCUGGAAGGAAACCUGCCUGUGAGCGCCAAGUGCACAGUGUGUGACAAGACCUGUGGCAGCGUGCUGCGCCUGCAGGACUGGCGCUGCCUCUGGUGCAAGGCCAUGGUUCACACGUCAUGUAAAGAAUCCUUAGUGACCAAGUGCCCACUCGGCCUGUGUAAGGUGUCAGUCAUCCCUCCCACGGCCCUCAACAGCAUUGACUCGGACGGCUUCUGGAAGGCCACCUGUCCUCCGUCUUGCACAAGCCCACUGUUGGUCUUCGUCAAUUCAAAAAGUGGGGACAACCAGGGUGUGAAGUUCCUCAGAAGAUUCAAACAGCUGCUGAACCCUGCCCAGGUCUUUGACCUCAUGAAUGGAGGACCACACCUUGGCUUACGGUUAUUCCAGAAGUUUGACACGUUUCGGAUUCUGGUUUGUGGUGGGGAUGGCAGUGUUGGCUGGGUCCUCUCUGAAAUCGACAGCCUCAACCUUCACAAACAGUGCCAGCUGGGGGUGCUGCCCCUCGGGACAGGGAACGACCUGGCACGUGUGCUCGGCUGGGGCUCGGCCUGUGAUGACGACGCCCAGCUCCCCCAGAUCCUGGAAAAGCUGGAAAGAGCGAGCACCAAGAUGUUGGACAGGUGGAGCAUCAUGGCGUACGAGAGCAGACUCCCUCGGCAGGCCUCCUCCUCCACCGUCACCGAAGACUUCAGUGAGGAUUCUGAGGUGCAGCAAAUUCUUUUCUAUGAAGACUCGGUGGCAGCCCAUCUUUCUAAAAUCCUGACUUCGGACCAGCACUCAGUGGUGAUCUCAUCAGCCAAAGUGCUAUGUGAGACCGUGAAGGACUUUGUGGCCCGGGUGGGGAAGGCCUACGAGAAGACGACUGAGAGCUCCGAGGAGUCAGAGGCCAUGGCCAAGAAGUGCUCGGUCCUGAAAGAGAAGCUGGACUCUCUCCUCAAGACCUUGGAUGACGAGUCCCAGGCCUCGUCCUCUCUGUCCAACCCACCCCCCACCAUUGCCGAGGAGGCUGAAGAUGGAGACGGGGCAGGCAGCGUCUGUAGCCCCUCUGGGGACCACUCAGUGGGGUCGGCGUGCCCGGCCCGGCCCCAGAUAUUCCGGCCUCGGGAGCAACUCAUGCUGAGAGCCAACAGCCUGAAGAAGGCGAUUCGCCAGAUCAUAGAGCACACGGAGAAAGCUGUUGAUGAGCAGAACGCACAGACCCAGGAGCAGCAGGGGUUCGUCCUUGGUCUCUCUCAGUCAGAGGAGAAGACGGAUGACAGGGUGUGCCCACCGCUGUCCCACAGCGAGAGCUGCGGGGUCAUCAAGGGGAGGAGUCAGCGCAAAGUGUCUAAAUCCCCAUGUGAAAAGCUGAUCAGCAAAGGAAGUUUGUCUCUGGGCAGCUCUGCCUCUCUUCCUCCCCAGUCAGGAAGCCGGGACUGCCUGCCUGCGCUAAACACCAAGAUCCUGUACCCACAUGUCCGGGCCGGGAUGUCUGGUUCCUUGCCUGGGGGCUCAGUCAUCAGUCGCUUAUUAAUUAAUGCUGAUCCCUUUAACUCCGAACCAGAAAACCUAGAGUAUUAUACAGAGAAGUGUGUCAUGAACAACUAUUUUGGCAUUGGCCUGGAUGCAAAGAUAUCUCUGGACUUUAACAACAAGCGUGAUGAGCACCCAGAGAAAUGCAGGAGUCGAACCAAGAAUAUGAUGUGGUAUGGAGUCCUUGGUACCAAAGAGCUGCUGCACAGAACCUACAGGAACCUGGAGCAGAAGGUGUUGCUGGAGUGUGAUGGACGACCCAUCCCGCUCCCCAGUCUUCAGGGAAUCGCUGUGCUUAACAUUCCCAGCUAUGCCGGAGGGACCAACUUCUGGGGGGGCACCAAGGAGGAUGACACUUUUGCAGCUCCGUCAUUUGAUGAUAAGAUUUUGGAAGUGGUGGCCGUGUUUGGCAGCAUGCAGAUGGCCGUCUCUCGUGUGAUCAAGCUGCAGCAUCACCGGAUCGCACAGUGUCGCACGGUGAAGAUUUCCAUCCUGGGGGAUGAGGGCGUGCCUGUGCAGGUGGAUGGGGAGGCCUGGAUCCAGCCCCCAGGGUACAUUCGGAUUGUCCACAAGAACCGGGCCCAGACGCUGACCAGAGACAGGGCGUUUGAGAACACCCUGAAGUCCUGGGAAGACAAGCAGAGGGGUGAGCUGCCCCGCCCGCCCUCUUUCUCUCUGCACCCCGAGAUCCUGUCUGAGGAGGAGGCCACCCAGAUGGACCAGUUCGGGCAGGCAGCAGGGGUCCUCAUUCACAGUAUCCGGGAAAUAGCUCAGUCCCACCGAGACGUGGAGCAGGAACUUGCUCAUGCUGUCAACGCCAGCUCCAAGUCCAUGGACCGCGUGUAUGGCAAGCCUAGAGCUGCCGAGGGGCUGAACUGCAGCUUCGUCCUGGAGAUGGUGAAUAACAUCAGGGCUCUGCGCAGUGAGACGGAGCUGCUGCUGGCCGGGAAGAUGGCCCUGCAGUUGGAUCCCCCUCAGAAGGAGCGGCUCGGAGCUGCUCUUGCCGAGAUGGACCGACAGCUCAGGAAGCUGGCUGACACCCCCUGGCUCUGCCAGCCCGUGGAGCCUGGUGAGGAGGAGAGCGUGAUGAUGGACCUUUCCAAACGCAGCCGCAGUGGUAAAUUCCGCCUUGUGACCAAGUUUAAAAAGGAGAAGAACAACAGGAACAAAGAAGCCCACAGCAGCCUGGGAGCCCCGGUUCACCUCUGGGGGACAGAGGAGGUUGCUGCCUGGUUGGAGCACCUCAGUCUCUGUGAGUAUAAGGACAUCUUCACGCGGCACGACAUCCGGGGCUCUGAGCUCCUACACCUGGAGCGGAGGGACCUCAAGGACCUCGGCGUGACCAAAGUGGGCCACAUGAAGAGGAUCCUGUGUGGGAUCAGGGAGCUGAGCCGGAGCGCCCCUGCCGCCGAGGCCUAGCCUUCGCCCUCUCGGCCUGUGUCCUCUGCUCCCCCCACCACUGAGGGUGCCGCUGCCGCCACCGCUGCAGCCCCGACCCUUCUCACGGUGCUACUCCUUUGUCUGCGACAGGAAGCCUCUCUGACGCCCAUUCGUGACAGCUCUGGGGUCUUGAACAUACCAACAUAGCUACCUUGAAACAACACUUUCCCAAAUCGGAGCCAUUCAGGGCAAACUGUGUCAUGCCCACCCCCAGCUCCCACCUACCUGUGUCACGGGCCAUGGGGACGCUGGCGAAGUCCAGCCUCCCGGGCACCAGGCACUCCUGCAGAACCUACCUGCCUUGGCCACAUGCUCAGAUUGUCCUGUGGGCUCCUCUCCAUGUGUCCUUCAAUAGCACUAUUUCCUGGCUCCUGCUGGAAGCGUGGUUGGGACCAGCCUGAGGUGGUCCCACGGCAAAAUGUCCUCUGUGCCUGACAGCCACCUCGUGGUUCUUCUCAGCAGCCCCACGAGGCAGCCCACUGCUGUCGUCCUGUUAAUUAAUAAGGUUUUUAGAAAAACAAAGGUCCUGCUCUUUCCUGGUUUGAAAGUGGCAUGGAUAUGUUUCCAGUCCUGUUUGUUAUAAUUUGACAUGAAGGGAAAGAAAAAAAUGCCUCUCAAUGCAAGCCAGCAGGCAACUGCA
Galeopterus variegatus (Sunda flying lemur) is the source of this 4194-nucleotide messenger RNA. RefSeq names its product diacylglycerol kinase, delta 130kDa (gene DGKD). NCBI's taxonomy places the organism in Eukaryota, Metazoa, Chordata, Mammalia, Dermoptera, Cynocephalidae. Bases 357 to 3533 code for a protein of 1058 amino acids. Gene Ontology annotation, molecular function: protein homodimerization activity; ATP-dependent diacylglycerol kinase activity; protein heterodimerization activity. Gene Ontology annotation, biological process: intracellular signal transduction; lipid phosphorylation; diacylglycerol metabolic process. The transcript is spliced from 26 exons. The record is from RefSeq and is a predicted model, not a curated record.